CGGAGCUUGCAGGAGGCGAGGAAGUUGCGGUAGAACUGUAAGAGAAUUACGGAGCGCCAUUAAGGACAAGUUUGGCCACGUGAUUCUCAUGGGCGUUUCUUGGAGCGAACGUGAGGAAGAAGUCUAAGAAGGGAAAGUUUGAUUGGACUAAUUGGAGAGGUAAGGUUGAAGUUUUAGGAAAUUGGAAACUGGAGAAGCUAAAGGUUAUGGCUGAUGAGGAAGGGCCAGCGGAACAAAGGUGCAAAACUGGUCUUGAUUCUUGCUUGACAAGCGGCGCCCCACCUGAUAUCCAAGCCCACAAAAUGAGCUGCUCCCAACCUGAGAUACUUGAGGAACUGAGUCACAGAAAGACUAAGUAAUUUACUCAAGACCAUAAAACUGGGCAGCCAGCUGCCAUGUCUUAAGGUACUCUUCCGAGAGGCCCACACAGAACUGAGGGAGGCUCUGGCCAACAGCCAAUGAGGAACUCAAUCCUGCCAGCUGGAUGAACAGAGAGAAAGUUAAUUCUCCCAAGUUGAGCAGUCAGAUGACCAUAAUCUCAAUCGACAGCCCUACUACAGAGCUAGUGUUGAUCAUGGACUUGCCAGAUUGGUGACAGCGUAUUGUGAGCAUGGUCAUAAAGCUGCCAAAAUCAACCCUCUCUUCGCUGGCCAAGCCCUGCAGGAAGAUGUGCCCGAAAUCCAAGCGCUUGUGCUCACCCUGCAAGGACCCUUUAAUACCGCAGGAUUAUUGAACAUGGGGAAGGAUGAGGUCUCGCUUGAGGAAGUAUUAGCCUAUCUCAACCAAAUCUACUGUGGGCAGAUUUCUAUCGAAACCUCUCAACUUCAGAGCCAGGAGGAGAAAGAUUGGUUUGCCAAGCGGUUUGAGGAACUGAAAAAGGAGACGUUUACCACAGAAGAGAGAAAACAUCUGUCCAAAUUAAUGCUAGAAUCUCAGGAGUUUGACCACUUUUUGGCCACCAAGUUUGCCACAGUGAAGCGAUACGGAGGCGAAGGAGCUGAAAGCAUGAUGGGCUUUUUCCAUGAGUUGCUGAAAAUGUCAGCCUACAGUGGGAUCACCGAUGUCAUCAUUGGGAUGCCCCAUAGAGGGAGACUUAAUUUACUGACAGGCCUUCUGCAGUUUCCUCCAGAGCUGAUGUUUCGAAAAAUGCGAGGUUUAAGUGAAUUUCCGGAAAAUGUCCCAGCCAUUGGAGAUGUCCUGUCUCACCUGACAUCCUCGGUUGACCUGGACUUUGGUGCGCACCAUCCCCUGCACGUGACAAUGCUGCCUAACCCCUCACACCUGGAAGCCAUUAACCCCGUGGCUGUCGGGAAGACCCGGGGCAGGCAGCAGUCUAGACAGGAUGGGGACUACUCUCGAGACAGCUCGGCUCAGCCUGGAGACAGAGUCAUUUGCUUACAGGUUCACGGUGAUGCUUCUUUCUGCGGUCAAGGGAUUGUUCCCGAAACAUUUACGCUCUCUAAUCUCCCACAUUUCAGAAUUGGUGGGAGCGUCCAUUUGAUUGUCAAUAACCAGCUGGGUUACACCACACCGGCAGAGAGAGGAAGGUCUUCCUUGUACUGCAGUGAUAUCGGGAAGCUUGUGGGCUGUGCCAUCAUCCACGUCAAUGGAGACAGCCCAGAGGAAGUGGUCCGUGCCACACGACUGGCUUUUGAAUACCAGCGCCAGUUCCGGAAGGAUGUGAUUAUUGAUUUGUUAUGCUACAGGCAGUGGGGCCACAAUGAGCUGGAUGAGCCCUUCUUCACCAACCCAGUGAUGUACAAAAUCAUCAGAGCCCGAAAAAGCAUUCCAGACACGUAUGCAGAACACCUUAUUGCCCAUGGACUCAUGACCCAGGAGGAAGUGUCAGAAAUCAAAACCUCCUACUACGCCAAGUUAAAUAACCAUUUGACUAACAUGGCCCAUUACAGCCCCCCUGCCACUCACCUGCAGGCCCACUGGCAGGGCCUGGUCCAGCCAGAAGCUCACAUUUCCACUUGGAACACAGGUGUGCCCCUAGACCUCCUGAGGUUUAUUGGUGGGAAGUCUGUGGCGGUGCCAGAGGAACUCCAGAUGCACGGCCACCUCCUGAAGAUGUACGUACAGUCCAGACUGGAGAAGGUGAUGGAUGGAACCCAGUUAGACUGGGCCACGGCAGAAGCUCUCGCCUUGGGCUCAUUACUCGUUCAAGGUUUUAAUGUCCGUCUGAGUGGUCAAGAUGUUGGCCGUGGAACUUUUAGCCAAAGGCAUGCAAUGGUUGUUUGCCAGGAGACUGAUGAUACCUACAUCCCUCUAAACCACAUGGAUCCUGAUCAGAAGGGAUUUCUGGAGGUCAGCAACAGCCCGCUGUCAGAAGAGGCCGUCCUGGGAUUCGAGUAUGGGAUGAGCAUUGAGAGCCCCAAGCUACUUCCCCUCUGGGAGGCUCAGUUUGGUGAUUUCUUCAAUGGCGCCCAGAUCAUCUUCGACACCUUCAUCUCUGGAGGAGAGGCCAAGUGGCUCCUCCAGAGCGGCAUUGUCAUUCUCCUCCCCCACGGCUAUGACGGGGCCGGACCCGACCACUCAUCUUGUCGCAUAGAGCGUUUCUUACAGAUGUGUGACAGCGCAGAGGAGGGAGUGGAUGGGGACACAGUGAACAUGGUCGUGGUACACCCCACGACUCCUGCACAGUAUUUCCACCUGCUCAGGAGGCAGAUGGUCCGGAACUUCAGAAAACCCCUCAUCGUUGCUUCUCCGAAGAUGUUGCUCAGGUUCCCUGCAGCUGUGUCAAGUCUUCAGGAAAUGGCACCAGGAACAACAUUCAAACCCGUCAUCGGUGAUUCAUCUGUGGAUCCAAAAAACGUUAAGAGCCUCGUGUUCUGCUGUGGCAAACACUUCUACGCCCUGCUGAAGCAGAGAGAAUCUUUGGAAGCUAGGAAGUAUGAGUUUGCCAUCAUCCGCAUAGAGGAGCUCUGCCCUUUCCCGCUGGACUCAUUACAACAGGAGAUGAGCAAGUACCAGCACGUUAAAGAUUUUAUUUGGAGUCAGGAAGAACCUCAGAACAUGGGUCCAUGGUGUUUCGUUUCUCCAAGGUUUGAAAAGCAACUGGCCUGCAAGCUCCGCCUUGUGAGCCGACCCCCUUUGCCAGCACCCGCUGUAGGAAUUGGCACCAUUCACCAGCAGCAGCAUGAAGAUGUCCUCACCAAGACCUUUGCUUGAUGAUGUUUUUUGAAGACAUACAACUUCCUAUUAAGAAAAGUGCCGUAAAAAAUAAAAGGCAUCUACUCUCUUCUUCCAUUAAGUAACAUGAGAAGCUAAGAUGUUGAGACCGUUGAGGACAGUUUAAUCUGGAAUGUGUGGAAUAGCCUUGGGAAUCAAUACAUGAAUCCAGCAAGUAAUUUUUAUCCUUAGAAGUACAGUUGUGUUAUAUUUUGGUUAGAGCUGAGUGAGUUAUAGAGCUAGGUUGUUAUCCAAAUUUUUUCAGACUCCACUCUCAUCAAUUGUACAUGCACAGGAAAGUUCUUUAGGCUGACUUCAUAGCUACAUGUAGAUUACAUCAUCAUUACCUCUCCGUUUGUUUGAUGGAUGCUACUUUCAUUAAUUUCCUCUUCAUUAUUCAAAGUCCAGUAUUUAAUUU
Molecule: messenger RNA, 3592 nt
Organism: Pteropus alecto (black flying fox)
Lineage: Eukaryota; Metazoa; Chordata; Mammalia; Chiroptera; Pteropodidae
Gene: DHTKD1
Product: dehydrogenase E1 and transketolase domain containing 1
Exons: 20
Coding region: 736-3174 (812 amino acids)
Biological process (GO): tricarboxylic acid cycle
Molecular function (GO): thiamine pyrophosphate binding; oxoglutarate dehydrogenase (succinyl-transferring) activity
Source: RefSeq, a predicted model, not a curated record